Molecule: messenger RNA, 1053 nt
Organism: Rosa rugosa (rugosa rose)
Lineage: Eukaryota; Viridiplantae; Streptophyta; Magnoliopsida; Rosales; Rosaceae
Exons: 1
Coding region: 1-1053 (350 amino acids)
Molecular function (GO): zinc ion binding; nucleic acid binding
Source: RefSeq, a predicted model, not a curated record
AUGGUAUGGGGAAUAGGGGCUAUUGCGUUAAAGCCUGGAAUUUUGAGAUUUAUGCGGUGGACUCCCAAUUUUUCUCCAUCCAAUCAGAGAAACACUAAUGCUCAAGUGUGGGUGCGGAUUUGGGACUUGGGUUUAGAAUUUUGGGAACCUAUUACUCUUUUUGAGAUUUCUCAUGGAAUUGGUGUUCCUAUUAAAGUUGAUCAGCAAACCUUGGAUAGGAGGUGUGGCAUGUAUGCUAGGGUUUUGGUCGAUGUUGAUUUGUCCUCUGAUCCUCCAUGUGAAUUGACUGUACGUAGGAAAACUGGGGAGAUUGUAGUGGUGGAGGUUGAGUACGAGCGCCUCCCUGACUUCUGCUAUCACUGUGGGAAUGUGGGCCAUAGGGUUUCUUCAUGUAAUUUGUUACAGAAAUGUACAAAUUCAAUGCAGCAUGAGGAGACUGAGGGUGCUCGUGGCCGUUCACGUAUGCCUCGUCGCCGCCGACGUAAAACUAAGCAGGUUUAUGUUAAAAAACAGCAGGAAGAACGCGAUAAUGGGAAGCAAGUGAUUGUUGCUAAUACUUCUCCUCCUGUGAUAGAUGAUCCUAGAGAAGGGCCGUCUUUCACUAGGAUGUCUCCCCUUCCUAAUCCUAUUGCAACACAGCUAAUGGGUAAUGCAAGUGGUACUGAUGGUAACAUGGAUCUUGCUGUGGAGGUGGAGCAUCCUGCCCCUUCCGUUGUGCAACCUGUGGAGCCGGUCACCAGGGAGAUACAGAUACCAGUGGCUAGUAUGCCUUUACUUGAGAAGGUGCGGCCAAGUAGGGAAAAGGUGCUUGACGAUUCUAGUGAAAAUGAUAGUGCUCAGAAUGUUAAUGGUGAGGAGGUAGUGAUACCUGAGCCUUUAAAGGUGGUUGCCUCCUCUCAAAUUUCUCUUUGGUAUGAAGAAACUCAUCGUCUUGAGGAAGAAGAAGAAUUUACAACAGUUGUGUCCAAAGCUCAGAAGAAGUCUAUGCGUAGGGCAGCUCAAAUUGAGAACAGGGAGGAGUACCUCCGUCGUAUUAAAACGGUUUCUCAAUGA